UCUCCGCAGCGGAGCCUCGUUAAAUCGCCCCGCUAGCCUUCGCGAUAGAUACGCAGCCGUAGGCAGUGAGCGUAAAUUGUAAACAACUCGCCGCCGAGCGAAGUUUGAGGAAGCGCGCACUGGUAAGGGACCGGGCACCUGAGUUGGCUCCGAGGAAUGUGAGGCAGCCACGCGAAUUCAUGUUGCGAGGUCCGCAGCUGCUUCGGCGCUUGCUGCGGCGGCUGCCACCUCGGCACCAUCGCGGCUGGUGCAGUGGUGGUUCGACACCAACGGGGAACCCGGCGCCCCAGGGUCGCGGCGAUUUGCUCUCUCUUCGCCCUUCGGAGCUGGUGGACUUCCUGCGUUGUCGAGGCAUCCAACGCUGCUACGCGGUGUGCGACGAUGGCGGCACCGUGCGCGUGUCGCACCCCGAACUCCAGGACCUGGCCGACUGGCUCAACUCGGGGUCCGAGCAGCAGUUCCGAUCGCACGAGGCCAUUCUCAUGCAGCUGGGUCUGCGGACGGGCUGCCUCAUGACCGCCUUCCUCUGGCGCACCGACCGUGGACAAGCCUAUGGAGGCAUUCGAUUGCAACCAUAUUCGAGCGUGGAGCAGCUUUUGCGGGACGGCCUACGCCAGUCAACCCUCUUGGGAAUCAAAGCAGCCUUGGCUGGUGUCUGGCUGGGUGGCGGCAAAGGCAUCAUUCCACAGCCUGAGAACCGGCAGCACGUGCAACCUGAAUUCCGGCAAGCGCUUUUCUUCGAUUACGGAGACUUCCUGUCAUCUCUCAAUGGCUGCUAUGUGGCAGGCCUGGACAUUGGAGUGAAUAGCCAGGACAUGGCCAAUGUUCAUGUGCGCACCCACUGGGCUGUCAAUGUACCGGGAGACAUGGGUGGCUCUGCUAACGCUGCCCCACUGCUUGCUCGAGGAGUUGUGUGCGCACUGGAGGCCAUGUUGGAGCACAACCAAUUGGGCAGCCUGCGAGGCAAGAGAAUCUGUGUUCAAGGCGCUGGAAGCAUUGGACGGGCGGUGGCUCUCAGCUUGGCCGACCACGGCCUCGCACAACUGCACGUCACGGAUGUCCACCAAAAGCGGUGUGACGACAUUGCCGAUCUGCUUUCCCCAAGGCUGGGUAACCGUCUACAGGUGUCACGUGUUCCCCAUGGUGAUCUAAGCCUCCUGGCCGAACCGUGCGACAUCUUCGUACCUUGCGCCAUGUCCCAUGUCCUGACUCCAGACACCAUUCCAAGCAUGGAGGCCAAGAUAGUAUGUGGUCCGGUAAACGAGCAGCGGCUCUCAGACUCAGACUGUGACCUCUUGGAUGAGCACGGUGUACUUUACGUGCCGGAGUACAUCUUCAACCGCAUGGCAGUGGUGAGCUCCGCAUACGAGAUGUACGGACGCAUGCAGAAUGACCCCGAGAUGGAAAAACACUUCGGCCGCGAUUGGGAACACUCGAUUGGUUCCCUGGUGCGCUACGUCCUGAGUGAAUCUGCGGAGCGCGGCUGCAGCACUGUGGCUGUGACUGACGAACUAGCCGAGCGUUGGUCUCGUAAGCCACACCCACUGUGGCCUGGCCGUGCGCGGGCACUGCUCGGCGCCUUGCUGGAAAAUGGGUGGCAUCAGGGCCGAGACUUCUGGCGGCAGAGGCACAACUUUCCUAACACACACGGAUAUGCGGGAUGAUGGCGACCAUCGGUUGUCUCACUUAACGGAUAAAACAGUAUGAAAUAAAGCC
This is a messenger RNA of Rhipicephalus microplus (southern cattle tick), 1716 nucleotides long. RefSeq names its product phenylalanine dehydrogenase. Gene Ontology annotation, biological process: amino acid metabolic process. Gene Ontology annotation, molecular function: oxidoreductase activity, acting on the CH-NH2 group of donors, NAD or NADP as acceptor. The record is from RefSeq and is a predicted model, not a curated record. NCBI's taxonomy places the organism in Eukaryota, Metazoa, Arthropoda, Arachnida, Ixodida, Ixodidae.